Rhipicephalus sanguineus (brown dog tick) is the source of this 945-nucleotide messenger RNA. RefSeq names its product sulfotransferase ssu-1. The coding region runs from base 1 to 945 and encodes 314 amino acids. Gene Ontology annotation, molecular function: sulfotransferase activity. NCBI's taxonomy places the organism in Eukaryota, Metazoa, Arthropoda, Arachnida, Ixodida, Ixodidae. Gene Ontology annotation, cellular component: cytoplasm. Gene Ontology annotation, biological process: sulfation. The record is from RefSeq and is a predicted model, not a curated record. The transcript has a single exon.
AUGGACACUGAUGAUUUCAUCAACAUUGACAACGUCCCUAUGCUGACCAUCUUUCCCGAAGACAACGUGCGUUCGGCCAUGCAGUAUGAACCCAGCGCAAGCGACGUCCUUAUCGUAACUUACCCUAAAUGUGGCACUACGUGGGUUCAGUACAUUGUGGCUCACAUUUUGACCAAAGCGGAACCGCCCAAGAAACCGGCUGAGUACAUGCUCUGCUCUCCACUGGUGGAGCUGCUGGGGGCAGAGAGUGCCGUGAGAGCCGAAAGAAAAGGACCCUUAAUCACGCACCUGCCGCUCAGCAAUAUGGUGUUCUCCGAGCAAGCGAAGUACAUUUACGUUGCGAGAAACCCGUACGACUGUUCAGUUUCGUGCUAUUAUUUCUUCAAAGGCCUCACAUCAAGACGCAUAAAAGACGUAUCCUUUGGCACGUUUCUGGAGCAUUUCCACUGCGGGAGGACACUCUGCGGCGACUACUUCGACCACCUUAUUCCCUGGUACGAGAUGAGAAGUGAACCUAACGUGUUUUUUAUCACGUACGAGCAGCUGAAGAAGAACAAGGGUGAGGUAGUUCUCAAGAUUGCCGAUUUUCUCGGCGAUGAACACGGUAGGGCCUUACGCGAGGACAAGCAGUUUUACGAAAAGGUGUUGCAGUCUUCAAGUCUUGGAAACAUGAAGAAAGUCUUUGACUACACCCCUGUUGAGCGCGUAAAAGCACUGGGAGAACUUCCCCCGGCAAAAUUUCUCAAAUCUCUCGAAUCCUUCAAGGGAAUGACCAUAGAUAUGAAGGCGAUGCACGAAGGAGCAGCUUUCGUGCGCAAGGGGGACGUCGGAGACUGGCGUAGCCACUACACAGCAGAGCACAUUACCAGGACUAAAGCAUGGAUAGCGCAGAAGACCAAGGGGUGCGACGUCAUGAACUUGUGGAAGGACUUGGAUCUUCCGUAA